UCGUCUAGACUUGAGUCAGCGACAUUUUGUUGCGGUUUCCGAAUAUUUACAUUCAAUUUUACCCAAAAUGAAGCUUGAUAUUGGGUUAAUUUUGUGCACCACGGUGUUUCUUACUCUUUUAAAGAAGGGUUACACCAUCCAGUGUUAUCAGUGUGAUAGCAAUGAGGAUGAGACAUGCCCGGCUGAUCGGCCAUUUGAUAAGAAUAUCAACGCCAUGGUUAACUGUGGAGGGUUCGAGGCGAAGGUUCCUGGAACGUUUUGCUUGAAAGUGUAUCAAGAAUCACCUGGAUGGUUUGGCUGGGUGAAGAUCACGAGAAGGUGUGGCUCGAUCUCGGAAACAGGCGUUGCUGUGGGUUGUCGUUGGGAAUACAUCGACAGUGGCGUCUUCAAGGAGACGUGUUUCUGUUACACUUCAGAUGGCUGCAACGGUUCUUCGACGAUAUCCACAAAUUCCGUCCUCAUCAUUGUGUCAAUAAUAGCAGCUUUUCUAAUGAAAUACUUUUCUCACUAAUGGUUUGAAACCGAACUGCAAAUAUAUCAAUUUUGAAUUGUAUUUCGGAUUAAUUUCUAUUUGUUGGUUGAAAGAUGCCAUUUUCCCAACUGAAGGCACCUGUGUGGCAUCUUGCUAUCCACCUAAGUGAAACUUUGCUGUCAACACUUUUGCCAUAGCUAAUACUUUCUGUACAACAUGGCCAAUGUAAAUAUUAGUGGCUUCAAGCACUACAAGAUGCUGUACAGUUUCAGUUAGGUUCAAGGCAUAUAACCAAAAAGAGCGGUACUUUAAACAGCCUUGAAUCACUAUCUAUUGGUGUCUUGUUCCAAUACGUGUAGUUGGGUCGGGAAGGGAAAUUAGAAAAGAGGGAGUACUAGAAGUCUUGUACAUUUAUGCAAGGCUUGAUUUAUGAAGAACAUUCCAUUUGUAAUAGACAUCAAUAUUUCAGCUUAUUCAGUUGGUAGAUACACUCAACUGUCGAAGUGUUUGGUUAGACAACCAAUUCCUUUUAUUUGCUAUGAAUUCCUUAUCAAGUUAUGUAUAUUGCAAACCUGGAAAUAUUUGGGUGCCUUUUGGUUUUAUUUUUGUGUAGAUAAUCGCAAAAAUAUUCAUCUGCAAAAAAAUCCAAGUUAACUUGUCAAAGCACGAAAUAAAAGUUAUUGUUUGCCAAAAUUGCAAUUUCAGUAUUUCCAGGGUUACAAUAAACUUUUGUUUCAUAGCUUCAGCUUGUAUAUCCCAUCAUAUCAUAUGCUUAUAGCUCUGUUGUACAUUCCAUCUCUUUUAAAGGUGCAGAUAUAGCCUUUAGUUGAUCACGUAUUGGACUCAAAUUUAGAUAUUUUAGUGAGUAUCCUUUUCCUGCCAUUUUACCCAUUUUAACAUUCCAGUGUUUUCUGAAAUUGUUCAACCGUCCUCUCCAUCCUAAUCAGAACCACAGAAAACUGUUGCGUGUGCAAAAGUGAUGGUUUACCUCAAAACUAAACCAAGGGUCUG
Messenger RNA from Lineus longissimus, 1483 nucleotides. Its product is annotated as UPAR/Ly6 domain-containing protein CG9338-like. The coding region runs from base 68 to 511 and encodes 147 amino acids. The transcript is spliced from 4 exons. Gene Ontology annotation, biological process: positive regulation of voltage-gated potassium channel activity; regulation of synaptic transmission, cholinergic; sleep. The record is from RefSeq and is a predicted model, not a curated record. NCBI's taxonomy places the organism in Eukaryota, Metazoa, Nemertea, Pilidiophora, Heteronemertea, Lineidae.